Molecule: messenger RNA, 1493 nt
Organism: Anastrepha obliqua
Lineage: Eukaryota; Metazoa; Arthropoda; Insecta; Diptera; Tephritidae
Product: opsin Rh2
Exons: 5
Coding region: 211-1341 (376 amino acids)
Biological process (GO): phototransduction; visual perception; G protein-coupled receptor signaling pathway
Cellular component (GO): membrane
Molecular function (GO): G protein-coupled receptor activity
Source: RefSeq, a predicted model, not a curated record
CAUCGCAGCAGUACACACCCAGAGCUGAGGGGCUGAAAGUGAGGUGGAGUUGAAAAAUGUACUGCUAAUUUAAUAGCGAUUUUGGGCAAAAUAUUGUGUGGCGCAUCGCUUGCUAUGAAAAAAGUUCAAAACUAAAUACGAGUAGUACCCGAGCUCUAAUGUAAUUUGCAGAAAAUUGGAUAUUCAUGUGAAACUAGUUCGUGCCAACUAAUGGAAUCGACAAUGGACAGGUCAUCUCCGUUCCGAUUCCCACAUUUUGCUGCGCAGCGGAGUAAUGCCAGUGUUUUGGAUAAGGUAACACCCGACAUGGCCAACCUCAUCAACCCAUACUGGAGUAAAUUCCCCCCUAUGGACUCAACAAUGAGUCAAAUUUUGGGUAUUUUCACACUGAUUCUCCUACUCAUCUCGUCCUGUGGCAAUGGCGUUGUGGUUUACAUAUUUGGUGGUACUAAAUCGCUGCGCACCCCCGCCAACCUCCUCGUGUUAAAUUUAGCUUUUUCCGACUUCUGCAUGAUGGUGUCGCAAGCGCCCGUUAUGAUCAUCAACUUUUACUAUGAGACUUGGAUACUGGGACCGCUGUGGUGUGACAUCUAUGCCAUAUGCGGCUCUAUGUUUGGUUGUGUGUCCAUUUGGUCGAUGUGUAUGAUUGCGCUGGAUCGUUACAAUGUAAUAGUAAAGGGUGUGUCUGGUCGGCCAAUGACGGUUAAAUUGGCGCUCGUGAAAAUCAUUGGCAUUUGGACGUUCGCAACAUUUUGGACACUGGCACCACUACUGGGUUGGAGCAGAUAUGUGCCCGAAGGCAAUUUAACAGCCUGCAGCAUAGACUACAUGACGCGCGACUGGAAUCCGCGCUCCUAUCUACUCACCUACUCGUUGCUUGUCUACUUCACGCCUCUCUUUCUCAUUUGCUACUCCUACUGGUUUAUUAUUGCCGCUGUAGCAGCUCACGAAAAGGCAAUGCGCGAACAGGCGAAAAAAAUGAAUGUUAAGUCGUUGCGCUCCUCGGAGGAUUGCGACAAGAGCGCCGAGGCAAAAUUGGCUAAAGUCGCACUGACCACAAUCUCCUUGUGGUUUUUGGCAUGGACACCUUAUUUGAUCAUUUGCUAUUGUGGCCUGUUCGAGGUGGACGGCCUAACGCCGUUGAAUACCAUUUGGGGUGCGACAUUCGCCAAAACGAGCGCUGUUUAUAAUCCAAUUGUGUAUGGGAUCAGUCAUCCCAAAUACCGUUUGGUGCUGAAAGAGAAAUGUCCGUGUUGUGUUUUUGGUUCAACAGAACAGCCCAAGCCAGACGCGCCAGUAUCGGAAGGUCAAUGCACGACAGAGGCUGAGUCAAAUGCUUAGUAAGGAGAAAUAAAUAAAUAAUUUAUUUUAAUUUGUUCCUGCUUCAUAGUUCCUUGAGGUUUUAAAAGUUAAAUGUAAAAAAAAUUAAAAUUCAAAAAAAUACAAUACAACGCAGACGAGCUAAUAAAUUAGCCACAAAAAUUGAAAAAAUG